AAAUAUUGCAAUGACUUGUGCACAGUCAAAAAUAUUUAAAACUUCAAAUACAUAAAGACAUUACAUAUGUAUAUAUUUUAUUUUCUUCAUUUGUUUAAGUCAUAAAAUUUUUGAGCUUUUGUGUUAUUUUGUAUAUUUUUAUAUAUUUGUACCAGCGUAAACAUGCAAUUUCUUAGAAAAUUUCCAGUGAAUCUUUUAAAGCGUAUAAAUUGUCGAUUUAACUCUAACAUUGAAGUACAAGGCCACGAUUAUGUUAAAACCGAUUUUCCACCGAGAUUUGUAAAAGUGUUGCCACCAUCUAAAUAUGGCGGUGAAUAUUUUGUUACCCUACUAACCGGUACAUCAAACAUAGGCAAGCAAGGCGCACAUUUCAUCAAACAUCUAUUCGAGGUGGCCAAAGUUCCCGUAGCAUUCGAAAGAAUUGAGGUGGGACCAAAUGAGACUGAAUACCCCAGGGAAUAUGUGCAGUCGGUGCAACGCAAUCGUCAUGCAAUACAUGUCGAUUUACAGCACGAUCCCGACGAGAAACAAAAACAACUGAUGCUCAACAACGAUUUGGAUCUCUAUAUGUGUAUAAUACAUCUGAAUUCGAUUGAGGGGUACAGGUGUAAAUAUCCAGAUGUCGAUAUAACAGUGUUGAUGCAGAAUAAUGCCGGCAACUUCUCGAAAUUGGAAUAUACCCCGGUGCCGGGUAUGGUGGAGACACUGAAAAUCGUACAUCAACGUUAUAUCAGACGUUAUUUCCACUUUGUUUUCCAUUAUGCCAUGGAAAAUUCCCAUAAGAAGGUCACUUUUGGUCAUCAAGAGUUUGAAUUUCCCAUCUCUGAUGGUUUGUAUAACAAGAUUGCUUUGCAAAUGUACGAAGAAAUGAAGCCGGAUUUUGAAUUUGAAUUAAUGCCCAUUCAUGAUUUGGUUCGCCGCAUUGUGAUGAAACCCAAUCAUUUCGACGUAAUCUGUACUACCGAUCGAUAUGGCACUUUUGUCGCCUCCAUUGCCAGUGCAGUUUGCGGCGGCGCCAGUUUGUUUAGUUCUACUGAGCGUGGCGACCAUCACGCUGUCUUUAAGCCGCUGCAGACCCGCCUGUCCGUAACUGACGCCAAUGUGCUUAGUCCGUAUGGAAUUAUGCGAGCAAGCAUUGAUUUGUUGAGAUAUUUGGGCGAGAAGGAUUGCGCCAAAGUGCUGUACGACGAACUGAUGACAACGAUGAUUUGUCGCGAUAUUAGAACGAGAGAGUUUGGUGGCUGUGAUUCGGGUGAAUAUGUUAUCUGCGAUAUUGUCAAUCGAUUGAAAUGCAAACAAUUUUGAGUGCGAGCGGGAACUGAAAUUGAAUGCGCCUAAAAAAUAUUGCGAAACAUAAUUUUUAAAAUCAAUGAAAUUGUAUUUGUGCUCAUAAAUAAAUGCCUCGACAGUGAGAAGUGUGAGCGAAGCUCUUAAUUACACAAA
Zeugodacus cucurbitae (melon fly) is the source of this 1443-nucleotide messenger RNA. RefSeq lists its product as uncharacterized. The coding region runs from base 163 to 1305 and encodes 380 amino acids. The transcript has a single exon. Gene Ontology annotation, cellular component: mitochondrion. Gene Ontology annotation, biological process: isocitrate metabolic process; tricarboxylic acid cycle. Lineage: Eukaryota; Metazoa; Arthropoda; Insecta; Diptera; Tephritidae. The record is from RefSeq and is a predicted model, not a curated record.